GUGUUGCAUGCUCACAAUGUGACAAAGAUAGAGCGAUUCCAUGCACGAGAGCGAUACAGAGGUGGAGAGGGAACGCAGAGAUCGGGAAUGAGCGCUGAGAGCAGAGCUAAUUGGAGAAAGAUCUGCACAUAAACGUGAGUAAAAGAUUAAAGGUGGAGGGAGAAGGAGAGCGGAGGUUAGCGGGAGGAGGUUGAGGAGGUGAAGGUGGGGAGGAGCAGGUUGCAGGGAGUCAGGAUGAUGGAGCCCAGAAAGAGGGUUUACAGGACAGCUUUUCACGAGCCCUCGCUCUCUGCAGCAGACGCGACUCUGAGCACUGGAGUGUGCUUAAAUUAGCAAAGGGGGACAAGCCAGGACGGGAGGUCUGCAGAGCCUUGGUUCAGCCUCGCUGGAUGCAGCAAGGAAGCUGAUUUAUUACGAAGGGGCUGGGUGGCAGCAUGCUUAUGCGUGUGUGUCUAUGAAUGUGUGUGCGUGCGUGUGUGUGUGUGUGCGCGUGUGUGUGUGUGUGUGUGUGUGUGUGUGUGUGUGUGUGUGUGUGUGUGUGCGUGUGUGUGAGUGUGCAGCACAGUUUUUUUAUGGGUCCUUGUAAGCGCUUGGAGCUUUGGGAGAGACCAUUCCUCCAGUCAUAAAAUGACAUUCAGCAGACAGGAGCUGUGUGUGCUGUUGCGGCUCUGCAGUCCUCAGUAGGAAGUAAGAGAGCGGGAUUCAGGGCUUUUAUCCAGGGCUAGAGGCUUUGUUUACGCUGCUGUGUGCUGAGGUAAGCCGGCUUGGAUCAGCCAAACGCCUCGUGUCCUGAGGUGAGAGUAGCAGAAGAUCUUCGGACGAUGCAAGGACGAGCAGAGAGCAGCACUGAUGGCAGGGAGGCCAAGUGAGGUACCAAGUGGAGCUCCCCGGAGAUAGAGUGGAGAUUGACGACAGGGAAGGAGUGGGGGGGAAGAGAGGGUGAUCAUGCCUGUCAAACAGUGAGCUACAGCAUAUGCUGUAGUGCAGAACAGAGUGGUGCGGCAGGGGAGGACAAGCAUCGCUGCACAAGAAGAGGGAGGGGGGAGAGGAGAGAGGAGGGGGGUGCAAUCAGAUCAGCACCUCUCCACCACCGGGAAGAGAAUCAUAGCACGAGUGGCCUGGAGGAAGCAUAAAAACAUCACCCGAGGCCAGGUGUAGAGGUCAAAAGGGAGUUGGUGAGGCUCACAGAGAGUGCACGGUGAGGUCGGUGCAGUGGGGUCAUAGUGGCUUGGCUGUGCCCCCCUUUGACGACCACCGGGUCCAAGAGGAAGAAAGGUCACCUCCGAGUACAUCGUUUGGUCUGAUCGCCUUGACGCUUCACCAUGGGAGAGUGGACCAUUUUGGAGAGGCUGCUGGAGGCGGCUGUCCAGCAGCACUCUACCAUGAUUGGCAGGUGGCCGGAAAAAGGAGACCAAAGGGAUGUCCGUGUUGCUCUGUUUCUACUGGAUUUGAUCCUGCUAACCGUGGUGGUGAUUUUCCGCAUCCUGAUAGUUGGCAUCGUGGGCGAGAAAGUGUACGAGGACGAGCAGAUCAUGUUCAUCUGCAACACGAUGCAGCCCGGCUGCAACCAGGCUUGUUACGACAAAGCCUUCCCCAUCUCGCACAUCCGCUACUGGGUCUUCCAGAUCAUCUUGGUGUGCACGCCGAGCCUGUGCUUCAUCACCUACUCCGUCCACCAGUCGGCCAAAGCCCGGGACCGCAGCUAUUCCCUCCUGCACCCUUACAUGGACCACCACGGUCACGGUCACCACGGCCGCCAUCACGACCAUCACGCUCGCAAGCUUCACUCCCGCAACAUCAACGGCAUCCUGGUGCACCCUGACAGCAGUAAGGAGGAUCACGACUGCCUGGAGGUCAAGGAGAUCCCCAACGGACCUCGAGGGCUCCCUCCGACGCACAAGAGCGCCAAAGUGCGGCGACAGGAAGGAAUCUCCCGUUUCUACGUCAUCCAGGUGGUUUUCCGCAACGCCCUGGAGAUCGGCUUCUUGGCAGGCCAGUACUUCCUGUACGGCUUCAACGUGCCGGGAAUGUUUGAGUGCGACCGCUACCCGUGCGUGAAGGAGGUGGAGUGUUACGUCUCUCGCCCCACGGAAAAGACCGUGUUCCUGGUCUUCAUGUUUGCGGUCAGCGGCAUUUGCGUGGUGCUCAACCUGGCUGAGCUCAACCACCUCGGCUGGCGCAAGAUAAAGACGGCCAUCCGCGGCGUGCAGGCCCGAAGGAAGUCCAUCUGCGAAGUGCGCAAGAAGGACGUUUCCCACCUGUCUCAGGCCCCCAACCUGGGCAGGACCCAGUCCAGUGAGUCGGCCUACGUCUGACAGAGGCUUCUCCGCCUGGGGUCUUUGACAUUUCGGAGAAGAGGUUUUCUCCUUGGCCCUGGACCCCCCAUGACCUUUGGGGCACAAAAGGUCACCACUGUACUAUGACUUUGAAGGAGCACAGAGAAGAAGAAUCAGCUUCCCACCAUGGACUUUGGUGCUGCUUAAAGCUCCUUCCUAAAAAUGACGGAGCUUUGCACUCUGCCUAGGUGACACUAGGUGCCUUUAAAGAACCCAACAGACAGAAAUGAGCAAUUUCAUAAAAAUAAAAUCAUGUAAAGGAAGGUUGCAAUUGCACUGAGGAAUGCCCCCCUCAUUACUUGCCUUUGUUGUAGCUCAUGAAUAAUGUAAUCCUCUUGAUUUCCUAAAAUGUGCACAUAUGCAAAAGAUGCACGAGUGUCGAGGAAAAAAGCCAAUCGCUCACCGGAGUCGGAAAAUUGAAUUUGAAGAUGAUUUGUAAUGCCGAGAGCGAUUCAUACAUCUCAUUGCCACUCGGCGGACAAACGCUCCACUUUUUUUCCUCAAUGCUCAAACACAAUUUCACACUAAAUAGCACCGAGUAUCCAUGUGCAAACCUUUUCUGAUAAACACUGACGUCACAUGGCUGCUUUUGCCAGUAAUUUGGCAACAUUUUGGUGCUGUGCAAGACGUGGAGUCAGUAAAACACACGUGUGCACUGAUGAUGUGUCCCACACUUACCUCCCAGCACUGUGUAACACACCUCAGUGCUCAGGAUGCUCGCUCGCUAGGCUGGGCGUUUACUUUCAAGAGCAACCGGGAAAGAAAAAAAAAAUGUUGAGAAACGGGUUGGCGUUUCCACUGUGUACGACCACCGUCUGAGGACACAACACAGCCUUUUCAAUUCAACCAUGAAAUAUGUAUAUACGUAUAUGGUUGUCACAUAUUUUAAGUUUAUCCACAAGCAGAUUUGGUGCCGUAUUUUGAAGGUACUGUACAUAUUUGACAUCCAGGAAUUAUUAUUGAUGCGCUUCACUUGGAUUUGGAAACACCAUUUAAGGUGGGAAUGAAGAUGAAUCCGGGAUGACCAGCUUUAAUAAUAUGUAUUAUCAAUGUGCUCUCUGUUCAGCCUUCAUCCUUCCAAUAGAAAGUACAUGUUCCGAAAAGUGUUUCCCCCAUCCCAUGGACUGAAAAAGGCAUGUUCAAGAAGCAUAAAUAGAAUGGAUAGGUUAUGACAUUUAACUUACGAAGACUUUUAUUUAUUUGCAUCCUGCUCCUGUGAAUUGUACUGCGCAUGCGUUACGAUAUUAAGCGAUACAUAGCCUCCCGUCAUGGGAACAUUGAAAGUGAAUAUUUGAAAGGCUCCCGAACUGCAGCAAUAAUAUUAAUAUAUAUUAUAUGAAAAGAAAAUAAGUCAAUAAAUUAUUAUGCAAACAG
Molecule: messenger RNA, 3710 nt
Organism: Hippocampus comes (tiger tail seahorse)
Lineage: Eukaryota; Metazoa; Chordata; Actinopteri; Syngnathiformes; Syngnathidae
Product: gap junction delta-2 protein-like
Exons: 3
Coding region: 1323-2315 (330 amino acids)
Biological process (GO): cell-cell signaling
Cellular component (GO): connexin complex
Molecular function (GO): gap junction channel activity
Source: RefSeq, a predicted model, not a curated record